ACAAAACACCACAAAACACCACAAAACACCACCAAAACACCCCAAAACACCACAAAACACCACCAAAAACACCACAAAACACCCCAAAACACCCUUUAACCAUGGCCCACACUUCUUUGGCCCUUCUCCUGGCCGUGGCGUGUCUGGCUGGCGUGGCUACAUCCCGCAUGGCCUGGUUCUUCCCUGCUGACUACGAGUUCGUGGUGGGGCAGGUGGUGCAGCAAUUCACGUGCGAGGGGCGGCCUUAUGGGUACUACGCCGACGUGGAUAACGCCUGCAGGGUCUUCCACAUCUGCCUCCCCAUCCCUGACAACUCCGGCCAGGUAGUACAGACGGCACACUUCUCCUUCAUCUGCGGCAACCAGACCGUCUUUGACCAGGAGACUCUCACGUGCAACCACCCGGAGUACGCCUUCCCCUGCGAACAGGCGGCCUCACUCUACGAUUCACGCAACGCUCUCUUCGGCCUCGUGGACCAAGAAUUCUAAGCCAAUCUUUGUACUUUUUGUCACUCGUUCAUCCCUCUCUCUUUCUCAUCUUUAUUUUCAUUCCAUCCUUUUCUCUUUACUUUUCUUCUCCUCCUCCUCCUCCUCCUUCUUCUUCUUCUUCUUCCAUCUCCUUUCCUUCCUUAUUUCCUAUCGUUGGAUUUUUUAUGGAUCACGUUUUCUGUUGUGUUGUUUCCUGGAUUUUAACCCGUUCAGCACUGGGACGCAUUUGAGUUUGGGUACGAUUAGACGGUUUUAUUGACAUUAGGAAGGGUCUAUGGAGGUCAGGAGAUUAAUGGCCAGUGUCUUUACUAUUCUAAUCCCCCAUAUGAGUUUCUGAAGCUGUGUAAAAUCAUCAAAUACUAAGCAAAAUGAAUAUCAAAUCGCGUCCUAGUACUGUAGAGGUUAAGGUUUUUGUUUUCCUUGUGAGUUAGGAAUGUGUUAUCUCUCGUCACUGUUUCCUGAAGUUUUGUUUCCUUUUAUGCAAUGUUAGGAAUGUGUUGUGUUUCCUAUAUGGGUUCUAAGAAGGUUCUGUUUCCUAUCCAAUUCUGUGUUAGAAACGUUUUUCCUGCCACUGUUUCCUGAAGUUCUGUUUGGAAUGUGUUGAGUUUUCUAUUGUUGGGUUCUAAGAAGGUUCUGUUUCCUAUUCAAUUAUGUGUUAGAAAUGUAUUGUUUCCCGCGACUGUUUGGCUAUGCAGUGAGUGUUCGGAGUGUGUUGUUUCCUUUUAUGUUCAGCUCUACGAAGGUUUUGUUUUCCUGAUGUGACAAGAACGUUUCCUACCAGUUUCUCAGAAGGGCUUUGUUUUCCGCUUUGCAGUGAGUGUUGGGAAUGUGUUGUUUGUUGGGGUCUAAGAAGGUGUGACAAGAAUGUUUCCUACCAGUUUCU
Messenger RNA from Portunus trituberculatus (swimming crab), 1371 nucleotides. RefSeq names its product U-scoloptoxin(01)-Cw1a-like. The transcript is spliced from 2 exons. Gene Ontology annotation, cellular component: extracellular region. The record is from RefSeq and is a predicted model, not a curated record. Lineage: Eukaryota; Metazoa; Arthropoda; Malacostraca; Decapoda; Portunidae. Gene Ontology annotation, molecular function: chitin binding. Bases 102 to 488 code for a protein of 128 amino acids.